UCGGCGAGCCUCCCUCGACACGACGGCAGCCCGCGCUCCGGUCUCCUGUCGGUAAAGCGGCUCGAUCGAAGCGCACGCGCGGUUCGAGAGCUGGAACGGCGAAGUGGUCUCCAUGUCCGCCGGCGCAUUCGGAUGACGCUUCUGGACAAGAAGAGAGUGGAAGAGUAGGCCAAAGCAACACUCUCGAGAGUGUGGAGACCCUUCCCGCCGGGCAGUGGCGCGAGCGAGCAAUUGCAGGGCUGCGCCUUUACCUCUUAACUGGACAAGAGCAACCACCAAGGAAAGGAAGGAAUUGACUGUUGAAAGCUGACGACAACAACAAAGACGACAACACACAGCACCGACCAAGAGCACACGCAAGGCAGACACCGCACGCACGAGCGCGGCUUCGCGUUGCACCACGGGGAGUGCGUUCCGCUAGCUGGCCAUGGCCAACAAGCUCCUGGGCUUCGUCCAGCGAAUGAGGGGGAAGAAGGUGGCGUCGGCGGCGAAGGAGGACGACUCGGACGCCGCCUUCCACGGGAAGGUGGUCAGCAUUGGGCUCCUAAAGAGCAAGUACCUGCAGAGCUCCCCACCGUCGCAGGGUGGCACAUCAAAGGCCACGCCGCUCACGUGGCAAGCUGCCAUCCGCAUCGCCCGCGAGGAGGAGGAGCGCAUGGGGCGGGCGCGCAAGGCCGCCGGUCCUACCGGCGACGGCGGCGCGGCCGGGAGCACGCGGGCGGCUCGAUCGCUCUUCUGCCUCUCCCUGCAAAACCCGAUGCGCAGGGCGUGCAUCAGCAUCGUGGAGUGGCGGCCGUUCGACGUUCUCAUCCUGCUCACCAUCUUCAGCAACUGCGUGGCGCUCGCCGUGUACGUGCCCUUCCCCGACGACGACACGAGCUCGGCAAACCUGAGCCUGGAGAAGUUGGAGUUUGUCUUCCUGAUCAUCUUCACGGUAGAGGCCGUGUUGAAGGUGGUGGCCGAUGGCCUGGUGUUUCACCCGAAAGCGUAUCUGCGAAACUGCUGGAACCUCCUGGACUUUGUCAUUGUGCUUGUCGGGCUGUUCAGCGCCGUGCUGGAGCAGGUGUCGCGUGCCGGGGUGGUGCCGGGCUCGCACGCCGGGAAGAGCGGCGGCUUCGAUGUGAAGGCGCUGCGAGCGUUCCGCGUGCUGCGCCCCCUGCGUCUCGUGUCCGGCGUGCCCAGCCUCCAGGUGGUGCUCAACUCCAUCAUCAAGGCCAUGGUGCCGCUGCUGCACAUCGGCCUCCUCGUGCUCUUCUUCAUCAUCAUCUACGCCAUCAUCGGCUUGGAGCUCUUCAUGGGCAAGAUGCACAAGACGUGCUACUACACGGGCACAGGGCUGCUGGCCGACGACGAGGAGGUCGUGGCGCCCUGCGCGUUCGCCGGCAGCGGACGGCAGUGCGCGAGGAACGGCACCGAGUGCCGGUCGGACUGGGCGGGCCCCAACGACGGGGUCACCAACUUCGACAGCUUCGGCUUCGCCAUGCUCACCGUGUUCCAGUGCAUCACGCUCGAGGGCUGGACCGACGUGCUCUACUGGGUGAACGACGCGGUGGGGAACGAUUGGCCGUGGAUUUACUUCGUGAACCUCAUCAUCGUGGGGUCGUUCUUCGUGCUGAACCUGGUGCUGGGGGUACUGAGCGGUGAGUUCUCCAAGGAGCGCGAGAAGGCGAAGGCGCGCGGCGACUUCCAGAAACUCCGAGAGAAGCAGAAACUGGAUGGCGACCUGCGCGGUUACCUGGACUGGAUCCGGCAAGCGGAGGACAUCGAGAUGGAGCGCGACGGCACCUCAAGCGGAAGCAAGUGUUCGAGCGAAGCCUCGGUCCAUUCGGACACCGCCGGGAGCUCUGGAGAGAGGGCGCCCCUGUGGGUCCGUCUCGGGGACAUCAUUUUGAAGUCGCAAAUCAGCCGCUGGUGGCGCCGGUGGAACCGGCUGGGCCGCCGCCGGUGCCGUGCGGUGGUGAGGUCGCCGUCCUUCUUCUGGCUCGUCAUCGUCCUCGUGUUCAUCAACACGCUCUCCAUCGCCUCCGAGCAUCACCAGCAGGCCGCGUGGCUCUCCCACAUGCAGGACCUGGCGAACAAGGUGUUGCUCACGCUCUUCUCGCUGGAGAUGCUCGUGAAGAUGUACGGCCUGGGCCUGCACGUCUACUUCACGUCGCUCUUCAACCGCUUCGACUGCUUCGUGGUGUGCGGCGGCAUCGCGGAGGCCGUGCUCGUCGGCCAGGGUUUUGUCGCGCCGCUCGGCGUCUCCGUGCUGCGCUGCGUGCGUCUGCUGCGCAUCUUCAAGGUCACCAGGUACUGGAACGCCCUCAGCAACCUCGUGGUGUCGCUGCUCAACUCGAUGCGCUCCAUCGCCUCGCUGCUGCUGCUCCUCUUCCUCUUCAUCAUCAUCUUCUCGCUGCUCGGCAUGCAGCUGUUCGGAGGAAAGUUCAACUUCGACUCGACGCAACUCCACCGCAGCUCCUUCGACUCGUUCCCCAUCGCGCUGCUCACCGUCUUCCAGAUCCUCACUGGGGAAGACUGGAACACGGUGAUGUACAACGGGAUCCGUGCCUACGGGGGCCCCUCCUUCCCCGGCAUCCUCGUCUGCGUGUUCUUCAUCAUCCUCUUCAUCUGCGGGAACUACAUUCUGCUCAACGUGUUCCUGGCCAUCGCCGUGGACAACCUGGCGGACGCCGAGAGCCUCACGUCGGCUCAGAAGGAGGCCGAGGAGGAGCGGGAGAGGAAGAAGACGGCGAGGGCGGCGAACGCGGAGAAGCCGAAGAACGAGCUCGCGGACGCGGCGGAGACGGAGACACAGGGCGGUGCACUGGAUGCUGCAGCUAAGGCUGUUGGAGCGAGAGUGGAUCCCAGAGGACACGUGCAAGGACCCUCACAUUCUGCUACACACCCCCCAGGCAACGGGACGGACGACGAUGGCGACGGUGGCGUGGUGGAGGAAGAGGGGUCGGCUGCGCGACCGCGACCCCUCCGGCUGUCCGAACUCCGCUUGCCCGAGAGGCAGCAGAGCGUGCCGCGCAGCUCCUCCUUCUUCAUCUUCGGCAGCGCGAACCCCGUCCGCGUGUUCUGUUUUCGGGUCGUGAACCGCCUGACCUUCGCCAACUUCAUCCUGGCCGUCAUCAUCCUGAGCAGCCUCGCGCUGGGUGCCGAGGAUCCCAUCCAGCCACACUCGCUGCGCAACCAGAUCCUGGGAUACGCCGAUUACCUCUUCACCGGCAUCUUCACGCUGGAGAUCCUCAUGAAGCUCACAGCGUACGGAGCGUUUCUGCACAAGGGUUCCUUCUGCCGGAGCUGCUUCAACUUGCUGGACCUGCUGGUGGUGGGGGUCUCCCUCCUGUCCUUCGGCAUGCAGUCGAGCGCCAUCUCCGUGGUGAAGAUCCUACGCGUGCUGCGCGUGCUGCGUCCACUCCGCGCCAUCAACCGCGCCAAGGGCCUCAAGCACGUGGUGCAGUGCGUGUUCGUGGCGUUGCGAACCAUCGGGAACAUCCUCCUGGUCACCACGCUGCUCCAGUUCAUCUUCGCAUGCGUCGGCGUGCAGCUCUUCAAGGGGAAGCUGUUCAGCUGCACCGAUCAGUCAAAGCACAACCCAAGCGAGUGCAGGGGAUACUUCGUCGUCGUGCGGGAGCACGGGCCUCCCGUGGCCGUGAGGCGCGAGUGGCAGAACAGCGAGUACAACUUCGACGACGUCCUCUCCGGCAUGCUCACCCUCUUCACCGUGUCCACCUUCGAGGGCUGGCCCGGGCUACUGUACAAGGCCAUCGACUCUCGUGCCGAGGACUUGGGCCCGGCACACAACCACCGCCUGGCCGUGUCCAUCUUCUUCAUCGUCUACAUCAUCAUCAUCGCCUUCUUCAUGAUGAACAUCUUCGUGGGCUUCGUCAUCAUCACGUUCCAGGCGCAGGGCGAGCAGGAAUUCGAGAACUGCGAGCUGGACAAGAACCAGCGCAAGUGCGUGGAGUACGCGCUGAAGGCCCGCCCGCUCAAGAGGCAGAUGCCCGCGGGAGCCAGGCAGCGGUGGGUGUGGAGCAUCGUCACCUCCACGCCCUUCGAGUACCUCAUGUUCGUCCUCAUCCUCCUCAACACGCUGUGCCUCGCCUCGCAGCACCACGGACAGAGCAAGGGAUUCAGCCGCUUCAUGGACAUUUGCAACGUGAUCUUCACCGUGCUGUUCGCGCUCGAGAUGCUGCUCAAGCUCAUCGCCUUCCAGCUGAAGGGCUACUUCAGCGACCCGUGGAACACGUUCGACUUCCUCAUCGUCGUGGGCAGCGUCAUCGACGUCGUCGUCAACGAGCAGGAGCUGUUGUUGCUUUGCUGCAAGUUCCCCUCCACCACCGCUGGUGCGCUUCUGCGCGACCCCCACGCCGGGGUGGAAGAGGAGCGCCACCGCUUCUCCAUCACGUUCUUCCGCCUCUUCCGGGUGCUGCGGCUCGUCAAGCUGCUGAGCCGCGGGGAGGGAAUCCGCACGCUGCUCUGGACGUUCCUCAAGUCGUUCCAGGCGCUUCCUUACGUCUCACUCCUCAUCGCGAUGCUCUUCUUCAUCUACGCCGUCAUCGGCAUGCAGCUGUUCGGCAGGAUCGCGCUGCAAGACGGAACGCACAUCAACAGGAACAACCACUUCCAGACGUUCCUGCAGUCCAUCCUCCUCCUCUUCAGGUGUGCCACGGGCGAGGCGUGGCAGGAGAUCAUGCUCGCCUGCAUGCCCGGCCAGCGCUGCCACCCGGGGCUCGGUCUCCCGCGCCACGAAGCCUUCUCCUGCGGCUCCUCCUUCUCCGUCCUCUACUUCGUCAGCUUCUUCAUGCUCUGCGCUUUCCUGAUCAUCAACCUGUUCGUGGCGGUGAUCAUGGACAACUUUGACUAUCUGACGAGGGACUGGUCCAUCCUGGGGCCUCACCACCUGGACGAGUUCAAGCGGUGCUGGGCCGAGUACGACCCCGAGGCCACGGGCCGCAUCAAGCACGUGGACCUGGUGAUGCUGCUGCGUCACAUCCAACCCCCGCUGGGAUUCGGGAAACUCUGUCCCCAACGUGUCGCCUGUAAGAGGCUCGUGAUGAUGAACAUGCCCCUGGGCGGCGACGGCACCGUCAGGUUCAACGCGACGCUGUUCGCGCUCGUUCGGACCUCGCUAAAAAUCAAGACGGAGGGCAACGUGGACCAGGCCAACGAGGAGAUGAGGGCCAUCGUGAAGAAGCUCUGGAAGAGAACCAACGUGGCGCUGCUGGACCAGGUCGUGCCGCCGGCCGGAGAUGACGAGGUGACGGUGGGCAUGUUCUACGCCUCCUUCCUCAUCCAGGACUACUUCCGAAAGUUCAGGCAGCGCAAGGAGCAGGGGACCUUCAGCAACGCCGUCAUGCUGCGCGCCGGGCUGAGGAGCCGUCAGGAGUUGACCCCCACGGUGAAGCGAGCCAUUUCAGGGACGAUCCCGGGAGAAGAUGACCAAGACAGCGCGGACGAGGAGAUGGAGGAGGUGGGGGAUGAGGAGGAAGGCCAGGCUCUAAUGAGGGUCACGGCCGGCGGGGAUCCGGAGGCGCGCCGGUCUGGCGAUUCCGUGCCUCCAGCCCAGCGGAGGCCGCUGCUGCUGCCGCCGCCACCGCUGGCGCGGGGCCGGGUGCGCUCGCGGCCUCGCGACGGAGUCCUUCCACGCGGCCCCCGCAGGUCCCGGGCCCGGCGACCCAGGGCCGCCGCCGACGCCGCCGACGCCGCGGUCGUGGGGGGCGGCGGUGCCCCCGGCGAAUCCACCGCGCGCGCCGGCGGCGGCGGAGAGAGCCGCGGGGCGGCAGGGACGCGAGCGGUGCCGCCGAGCGACGGAGAUGAAGCGGAGAUGACGUACCACCCCUCCUGGUCGCUCCGGGUCGCAGCGGCGCCGGGCGACCCGUGUCCUGGUCACGUGUAAGGGAGAUGAGUCAGCUGAUGAGUCGAGUUACUGGUGACGUUAUAGGUGUGUGUUGGACUUCUUUCGCGCCGUACGUAGCCGACCACGCUAAUCGGAGGUGCGGGGGAAGGACGACAAACUACACACAAAAAGCAGUUCUAAAGAAAUGAGUUUUCAAUUUAGAUGAUUUAGCUUCCAGUAGUUUUCUAAUACCUGAAGGAAGAGCGUUCCAGACGGCCGCAGAAGCGCAUCCUAAAGCGCCACGCGAUGCGGUGCCCACCGCCGUCUUUGUUCGAUGGCGAGCAGCCAAAAGCCGCCGCUGCAAAGAUGAGGGCCGGAGUUCGCGUGGAGGGUCACGCGAUACGAUGGCCGACGGGCAAAGCCGACGGCGCCUCCCCGCCUGGACACUUUCCCGUCGCGUGCUUUUCCCCUGGGCCAGGUGCAGCGAUAUCCACGAGCCUGGCAGCGCAUCCGGCGGGGGAGUGGUGGCGCAGGGGUUAGCACGCUGGGCUGUUGUGCGACCCCGCGGUCUGAGUGCGAUUACCGGGCCGCGGCUAACACCGUUGCCGAGUAGCCCCUCGCCGACCCCGCGCCCGGCUCAUCUCCGGCGCGCACCGUUCUGUGUCCUGGCCAGGCGUCUGCCAAUUUAACAAAACAAUCGCAGGAGUUUGCACCAGUUCCACAGUUUUGUUUUUCCACGGCAGACCACAAUUCUUCACAACCGAUGCGUCACGUGAACAAGUAUUCGUUUGUUAGUUGCUAUAAAGUGCUUCUGGAAAUGUCGCACACCCACGGACUCCCAAUUGUACCUUGACGGAUGGAGCUCUUUGAAUUACUAAACUAUUUUUUUUAUUUUACCAGGCAUAGUUAUUUUUCAGAAGCGACCUGGCUAUCACAAAUGAUAGCUCAACCAAGUAGCUUAUCAUCAUCAUCAUCAUCACGUGUGAGUCUAUGUAUCUGUGUGAAUUUAUGUGUCUGUGUGUGAGUCUAUGCGUCUCUGUGUGAGUUUAUGGGUAUCUGUGUGAGUUUAUGGGUCUCUGUGUGGGACUAUGGGUCUAUGUGUGAGUCUAAGUGUGUCUGUGUGAGUUUAUGGGUUUCAGUUUUAAAGUUUUCAGUUUAUUGCUGUUUUUUUCUGGAUUUUUGCGCAUAGUCAC
Molecule: messenger RNA, 7020 nt
Organism: Lethenteron reissneri (Far Eastern brook lamprey)
Lineage: Eukaryota; Metazoa; Chordata; Hyperoartia; Petromyzontiformes; Petromyzontidae
Product: voltage-dependent L-type calcium channel subunit alpha-1D-like
Biological process (GO): calcium ion import across plasma membrane
Cellular component (GO): voltage-gated calcium channel complex; membrane
Molecular function (GO): high voltage-gated calcium channel activity
Source: RefSeq, a predicted model, not a curated record